This is a messenger RNA of Xenopus tropicalis (tropical clawed frog), 3980 nucleotides long. It is a transcript of the gene vars1, whose product is annotated as valyl-tRNA synthetase 1. NCBI's taxonomy places the organism in Eukaryota, Metazoa, Chordata, Amphibia, Anura, Pipidae. The record is from RefSeq and is a predicted model, not a curated record. The coding region runs from base 136 to 3867 and encodes 1243 amino acids. Gene Ontology annotation, biological process: tRNA aminoacylation for protein translation; aminoacyl-tRNA metabolism involved in translational fidelity; valyl-tRNA aminoacylation. Gene Ontology annotation, molecular function: aminoacyl-tRNA ligase activity; ATP binding; nucleotide binding. The transcript is spliced from 31 exons.
UUUGCCUGUCUUAUUAGGGCUACAAAGUCUAAAAAGAAAUCUUCGCGUGUAUUGUGGAAGGACCCUAAUAAUAUUGCAACCAGAACUAUAUGCAAUUGUAAUUACUGAGUUAACAGAAGGUCUCUUUCUCUCACCAUGUCUACCCUCUAUCUUCCGAACUCCACCUCAUCAGACCCGCGAUCUCUGUGGGUGCGCAUUGCUGGACAGUAUUCUACCCUAUGUAAGCCAAAAGUACAGGAGGUGUCUUCUGGCCCUCACGGACUACCACUUCCUUGUUUGCUCUCACCCUCCAAUGAACCAGUAUGGGGUUCUUGGGCUGUUUCAUAUAUGCUUGCUCCUGAAGCACUUUCUGGAGGAUGUGACCCCUGCUCCGGUGCUCUUGUUAAACAGUGGGUGAGCUAUGCAGAGUCAGAGUUGUUGCCUGCUGUGUAUGGAGCAGAACGUUCACAGACUAAAGAUCGUUCUCUUCUGGAGCUGCAGAAGAUUCUGGAUAGUCUUGAUUUUUAUCUUAGACUUCGCACAUAUCUUGUGGGAGAGAGCAUCAGUCUUGCAGACAUUGCUGUAGCGUGUUGUUUGAUCAGUCCCUAUACAAAAGUUCUUUCUCCCACAAGAAGAGAGAAACUUCUUAAUGUUACUCGGUGGUUCCAAACUUGCAUUAAUCAACAGCAGUUUAAAGAUAUUCUAGGGGAGGUUAACUUUCUAAAAACAGAUGUUGCUGCUUCAAAAACUUCAGAUGGUCCUUCUGGUACCCCUUCCAAUGCCCCCCCUAAAACUGCAGCCCAAUUAAAGAAGGAGUCUAAGAAGAAAGAAAAACUGGAGCGGUUCCAACAAAAGCAAGAGAAAAUAAAAGAACUGCAGGGGGAGAAAAAGCCCAAACCUGAAAAGAAAGACAAGAAAGAACUUGGGGUGAUUACAUAUGAUAUUCCUACUCCUGCAGGUGAUAAAAAAGAUGUUUCUGGUCCUAUGCCUGACUCCUACAGUCCCCAGUAUGUAGAAUCUGCUUGGUACUCAUGGUGGGAAAAAGAGAAGUUUUUCAAGCCCGAAUUUGGGAGAAGCAGCAUUUCAGAGCCCAACCCAAAGGGUUUGUUCAUGAUGUGUAUUCCUCCACCAAAUGUGACUGGAUCACUUCAUCUUGGACAUGCUCUUACUAAUGCAAUCCAGGACUGUUUGACCCGCUGGCAUCGUAUGCGAGGGGAGCUAACCCUCUGGAACCCUGGCUGUGACCAUGCAGGUAUUGCUACUCAAGUAGUGGUGGAGAAGAAGCUGUGGAGAGAGCGUGGGAAGACCAGACAUGACUUUGGAAGAGAGAAUUUUAUAGAGGAGGUGUGGAAAUGGAAAAGAGAGAAAGGUGACAGAAUAUACCACCAACUGAGGAUUCUUGGAAGUUCUCUGGACUGGGAUAGAACAUGUUUUACAAUGGAUCCUAAACUUUCCUUUGCUGUACAAGAAGCUUUUAUCCGCUUGCAUGAGGCUGGAAUAAUUUAUCGAAGCAAACGUCUAGUCAACUGGUCCUGCACUCUUAAUUCUGCUAUAUCAGACAUAGAGGUAGACAAGAAGGAACUGAGUGGUCGUACUCUACUACCUGUGCCUGGCUAUAAGCAGGGUGUGGAAUUUGGUGUACUUGUCUCGUUUGCUUACAAAGUUCAAGAAACAGGUGAGGAAAUUGUUGUGGCAACAACUCGAGUGGAGACAAUGCUUGGGGACACGGCAGUUGCUGUACAUCCUCAGGACCAAAGGUACAAGCAUUUAAAGGGUCAUCACGUUCUCCAUCCAUUUUGCUCUCGCCUCCUUCCUAUCGUCUUUGAUGAGUUUGUAGACAUGAGCUUUGGAACAGGUGCUGUAAAAAUCACUCCUGCCCAUGAUCCAACUGAUUAUGAGGUUGGAAUGAGACACUCUCUAGAUUUUGUUAACAUCAUGGAUGACAAUGGGACUCUUAUAAAUGUACCCCAACCUUUCCUGGGAAUGAAAAGAUUUGAUGCCAGAAAAGCUGUUUUGGAUGCACUAAAAGAAAAGGGACUUUUCAAGGAGGUCAAAGACAACCCUAUGGUUGUGCCAGUUUGCAGCCGUUCAAAAGACAUUGUAGAGCCUUUGCUGAAGCCUCAGUGGUAUGUACGUUGUGAUGAGAUGGGGAAAAGAGCUGCUGAUGCUGUGCGUGAUGGACAUUUGCUAAUUAAACCUGAAUUCCACACUAAGACAUGGUUCAUUUGGAUGGACAAUAUCAGGGACUGGUGCAUUUCACGUCAACUGUGGUGGGGCCACCGUAUCCCAGCUUACUUUGUGACAGUUAAUGAUCCAUCUGUACCUGCUGGAGAGGAUACAGAUGGAAAGUACUGGAUCAGUGGUCGCUCUGAACAAGAAGCCAAAGAGAAAGCAGCAAGAGUAUUUAAUGUAGCGCCCGAAAAAAUAUCUUUGAGGCAAGACGAUGAUGUGCUUGACACCUGGUUUUCUUCUGGGAUUUUUCCCUUUUCCAUCUUUGGCUGGCCCAAUCAGACUGAAGACCUUAACGUUUUCUACCCUGGCACCCUACUGGAGACUGGCCAUGAUAUUCUCUUCUUCUGGGUGGCUCGGAUGGUGAUGCUUGGUUUAACCUUAACUGGUAAACUCCCAUUUAAAGAGGUGUACCUCCAUGCUGUAGUAAGGGACGCUCAUGGUCGAAAGAUGAGCAAGUCACUGGGAAACGUCAUUGAUCCUUUGGAUGUGAUCAAUGGCAUCACUCUGGAAGGUCUCAACAAACAACUUUUAGAAAGUAACCUAGACCCUGCAGAGCUGGAGAGAGCCAAGGAUGGGCAGAAAUCUGAUUACCCUAAUGGCAUCCCAGAAUGUGGAACGGAUGCUUUGAGGUUUGCACUAUGUGCUUAUACUAGUCAAGGUCGGGACAUUAAUCUGGAUGUGAACAGGAUUCUUGGUUAUCGUCAUUUCUGCAAUAAAAUCUGGAAUGCAACUAAGUUUGCAAUGAAAGGUCUGGGAGAUAAUUAUUCUCCACCUGACUUUGCAGGGGCUUGUGGACAAGAAAGCCUUGCUGACCGAUGGAUAUUGAGCCGCCUUAGUUUUGCAGUUGAUCUCUGUAAUAAUGGUUUUCAAAACUAUGACUUUCCUGGCAUUACAACAGCUGUGUACAACUUCUGGCUUUACGAGUUGUGUGAUGUUUAUCUGGAGUGUUUGAAGCCUGUAUUUUUAAGCUCUGAUGAGGCUGCAAUAUCUGUGGGACGGAACACGCUGUACACCUGCUUGGAUGCUGGCCUUCGUCUUCUCUCUCCCUUCAUGCCAUUUCUUACUGAGGAAUUAUAUCAGCGCCUUCCCCGGCGCUCCAGCAGUAGAACUCCAAGUAUUUCAGUCACUUCCUACCCAGAGACAUCAGAAUGCAACUGGCGAGAUGAGGAAAUUGAGAGAAAUAUGGAUUUGGCACUGCUCAUUGUCAAGUCAAUCCGAUCUCUGCGAGCAGACUAUAAUCUCACUAAAACAAAGGCUGACUGUUUCGUUCAAUGUCAAGAUGCUGACACCGUUUCUGUGGUUACUGCUUACACUUCAUUCAUCACGGUCCUCUCUUCCUCACGCUCUCUGGUUACUCUGAAGGCUCAGGAUCCUGCUCCAGCCGGAAGCGCUGUUAAUACUGCAUCAGAUAAAGCUACUGUGUAUGUGGUGCUCAAGGGCCUAAUAGAUGUAGAGAAGGAGCUGGCCAAACUGCAAGUUAAGAAGACUGAAUUGGGCAGACAGCUAGAGAAGCUGCGUGAGAGGAUGGGCAGUGCAGAUUACCGCAGCAAAGUGCCCGAAACAGUGCAGCAACAAGAUGCAGAGCGGAUCAGACAGACUGAGACAGAGUUCAAGAAGGUGAAUGAGGCUGCAGAGAACUUUCAGAAAAUGGUGUAGGGCUUUCAUUGGCACCUUGGACCCUUUCAUUCACCUCAUUGCUGCUUUAAGGAGAUGUAUUUUUAAAUGUGGCUGGUCUUGCAACCCGAUAUAAUAAAAGACAGUGGAAACAA